Molecule: messenger RNA, 1921 nt
Organism: Arabidopsis arenosa
Lineage: Eukaryota; Viridiplantae; Streptophyta; Magnoliopsida; Brassicales; Brassicaceae
Source: the annotation of a GenBank genome assembly
GAGUUUUUUGGUUUCUCUCCCUGAUUUAUUAGAAUGCUUUUGGCCGGAUUAGAAUGGGUUUUUGUUGUGUAAACUGCCACCUGCUGCUAAAUUCGCUUGUUAGGCUGUUUUGAGAGCAAACACUGUGAUAAAUAGGCUUUCUUCCUUGUUAGCAAGCACACACGAGUGACAUGGCGGCAUCUGCUUCAACCCGAUUCCUUGUUCUGCUCAAAGAUUUUUCUGCCUUCAGAAAGAUAUCUUGGACUUCUGCUGGAACUAAUUUCCACCGCCAAUCUCGUUUUUUAUGCCAUGUUGCGAAAGAAGACGGGUCUCUUACUCUUGCAAGCCUUGAUUUGGGGAACAAACCUCGUAAAUUUGGGAAGAGUAAGGCGAUGAAGCUUGAGGGAAGUUUUGUUACUGAAAUGGGUCAAGGUAAGCUAAAAGCGGUAAAGAACGAUAAAAUGAAAGUAGUCAAGGAAAAGAAACCAGCUGAGAUUGUGUCGCCUUUGUUUUCUGCAAAAUCCUUCGAGGAGCUUGGCCUCCCAGAUUCAUUGUUAGACAGCUUGGAAAGAGAAGGUUUCUCUGUUCCAACAGAUGUCCAAUCUGCAGCUGUCCCGGCAAUAAUCAAAGGUCACGAUGCAGUGAUUCAGUCUUACACAGGAUCUGGCAAAACCUUAGCUUAUCUACUUCCUAUAUUAUCCGAAAUUGGUCCUCUAGCAGAAAAAUCUAGAAGCUCGCACAGUGAAAAUGAUAAGAGGACAGAUAUUCAGGCAAUGAUCGUAGCUCCAUCAAGAGAACUCGGUAUGCAAAUAGUAAGAGAGGUAGAGAAACUGCUCGGACCUGUUCACCGUAGAAUGGUUCAGCAGUUGGUUGGAGGUGCGAACCGAAUGAGGCAAGAAGAGGCCCUUAAGAAAAAUAAACCUGCAAUUGUUGUUGGCACUCCCGGGAGAAUUGCAGAGAUAAGCAAAAGUGGGAAAUUGCACACUCAUGGUUGUAGAUUCUUGGUGCUAGAUGAAGUCGAUGAGCUUUUAUCGUUUAAUUUCCGAGAAGAUAUCCAUCGAAUACUUGAACAUGUAGGAAAGAGAUCUGGGGCUGGUCCUAAAGGGGAAGUGGAUGAACGUGCUAACCGGCAGACAAUUCUAGUCUCUGCAACUGUGCCAUUCUCUGUUAUCCGAGCAGCUAAGAGCUGGAGUCACGAGCCCGUUCUUGUCCAAGCCAACAAAGUCACCCCUCUUGAUACCGUUCAACCAUCUGCACCAGUAAUAAGCUUAACUCCCACAACUUCUGAGGCUAAUGGCCAGAUUCAGACUACUAUUCAGAGCUUACCUCCAGCUUUAAAACACUAUUACUGCAUCUCAAAACAUCAACACAAAGUCGACACGUUAAGGAGAUGCGUUCACGCCCUUGACGCCCAAUCGGUUAUAGCUUUCAUGAAUCACUCAAGGCAGCUCAAAGACGUGGUCUACAAACUCGAAGCUCGUGGUAUGAAUUCAGCGGAGAUGCAUGGAGAUCUCGGGAAGCUAGGGAGAUCAACAGUUCUAAAGAAGUUCAAGAACGGGGAAAUCAAGGUCCUUGUGACUAACGAGCUCUCUGCUCGGGGUCUUGAUGUUGCGGAAUGUGAUCUGGUGGUGAAUCUUGAGCUUCCAACUGAUGCGGUUCACUAUGCUCAUCGAGCUGGGAGAACAGGGAGGCUGGGAAGGAAAGGGACGGUGGUAACAGUGUGUGAGGAAUCACAAGUGUUCAUAGUGAAGAAGAUGGAGAAGCAGCUUGGUUUGCCUUUCUUGUAUUGUGAGUUUGUUGAUGGAGAGCUUGUUGUCACUGAGGAAGAUAAAGCUAUUAUAAGGUGAAGAUCUAAAGAUGUAAUUUUCAGAUACUAUUAUUACUAAUUUAAAUUCAGAGUUUUGUCCCUUUUUCAUAUAUAUGAUAAACAUAUUUGUACUAG